Cucurbita pepo subsp. pepo (vegetable marrow) is the source of this 1270-nucleotide messenger RNA. RefSeq lists its product as uncharacterized. Gene Ontology annotation, molecular function: ubiquitin-protein transferase activity; zinc ion binding. Gene Ontology annotation, cellular component: membrane. Gene Ontology annotation, biological process: protein ubiquitination. NCBI's taxonomy places the organism in Eukaryota, Viridiplantae, Streptophyta, Magnoliopsida, Cucurbitales, Cucurbitaceae. The record is from RefSeq and is a predicted model, not a curated record.
AUUUUUCUGUCAAUCAAGGUAAUGGAGCAGUUAUAAGAACACUCCAUCUCUUGCUUCCUCAUUGGAAAAGCGGCUGCAGGAGGAAAAGAAGGCCGAUGUUGUUUGUUUCUUCUAUCGUAGAGAUUCUAUUCCCAUUUAUCAUGGGGGAUCAUUUUGUGCUGUUGGUGGAUCGGUUGCUCACUGAAUCAAACCUUGAAGCUACUACUGAGAGAUAAAAACAUAAUUUACCAUCCUAUGGCCUCAACAAAUGCAGAUAAUAUGAUAUCUUCCAUAGAUAUAGAUAUUGAAUCCAUAUCACCUUCAAGUAAACUUGUUGAGUGCAGAAUUUGUCAUGAUGAGGACGAUGAAUCAAAUAUGGAAACACCCUGCUCUUGCCGUGGCAGCUUGAAGUAUGCUCAUCGUAUGUGCGUUCAGCGGUGGUGCAACGAGAAAGGCAACACAAUCUGCGAGAUUUGCCACCAGGACUUUAAGCCAGGGUACACAGCACCUCCCCAUGUGUUUUAUAAUGGAGGUAUUAGCUCACUAAUGCAUUUCAGGGGAAGUUGGGAGAUGUCAAGGCUGAACCAGCAUGUCCCUGCAGGAAUGCUCGAUCACGAGUAUCUCGAUUCCGCGUUCGAUGAUUUCAUCAGUCCCUCUCCAUGCAGCGUACUGUGCUGCCGCAUAGUUGCAGUAAUGUUCAUCGUUCUCCUUGUUUUACGCCAUACUCUACCGAUUAUAAUUAGUGGAGCUGGAGAGUAUUCACUGACAUUGUUAAUGUUGCUGAUCUUGAGAAUUGUUGGGAUUCUUCUGCCUAUAUAUGUCAUGGUUAGGGUAUUUACUUCCAUUCGAAGACGGCGUCAUUAUCAGGAUCCCCCUCAUCACCUCGCAACAUCAGAUGACGAAAGUGACUCGACGAGCCAUUCUCAACCACGCUUCAUCGACAUGAGAUAGCAGCAGUUCAUUGUCCUCGUCUUUGAUACGAUAGAAACGAUGUAACAAGAGAGAAAACUGUCAGAUGAAAUGCGUAGAAGGUCAUCGACUCAUCAACACCAUUCAUGGCAAGGAAGUUAAGAGCUGCAUACGGUCCUCGCAGCGAGCAACGAGCCACGACCCAGUUAGCUUCUGCAAUGAAGUGUUCAUCAUUUGUGGUGAAACAGCAGAAACUUGUUUGGUUAGAUUCAAACUCUUUAUGCAAUAGAAUCAAUGGCUCACUUGCUCUCUUAUGUAUAUAAAGUGUGUAAUGGUUAGAAGGGGCUUUGAUCUUUGUAUAUAAUAUGUGUCGCUUCAAAGA